UUCUUCCGCCCCCGCCCCUGCCUGCCAGCUCCACCGGGCCGCAGGUGCGGACGACCUCAAAAUUCCUCGGCCCGCGAAGACCGCCAGCUGCAGGGAGCGGAGGGGAGGCGCGGUCCCGCAGCGCCCCCAGACUCAUGUCCCAGGUUGUGCCUUUUUAGCCAAGAAGCAUGGAGGUCAUUCACGGCAGGCCGUACUGUUGCAGGGAGCUUGAAGGAGCUGACAUACUGUCCAACACCUUUUACUCUAAUGAAUUGCACACCCCCCUCCAAACGACUACUCGCCCAACUGCAUCAGAGGACAGGUAUCAGGAAUUAAGGGAGUCACUUCAACAAUGUAGGCUUCCUUGGGGCGCUGAAAGAGAGUAUGGUGGGAUAAUACCGAUUUCACUCCCCGAGGACCACAGGCCAAAGUGUGAGCCUCCUCGUGUCAUGGGCAAAGGACAUCAGCAUUACGGAUUUGGUGGAGAAACCUGGCCAAGAAAGCUUCCUAUUGAACAAUUUUAUUAUUUGACCCAGAACAAAAAAAGUGAUCUCUAUGGAAAUGAUUCUUUGAUACCCAAACCGCCAAAUUCAACAGUAAGAGAGAUCUGCUUGCCAUAUCCAAUUGAACACCCCUACCACACACACACCUGUCGCGGCGCCAUGUUCCCCACCUUCACGUCACCUGAGGACCUCUACACAGGCAUUAAAGCCCGCGCCCAGCAGCCCUUUCCUCCCACGGUGCCAACCAAGGCUUAUGAUUCAACAGUUUUGAAGACAAGAGGUAAUCCUUAUAGAUAUGAACUGAUUGAUAUUCCCAUGGAUUCAAAGAAGAAAGCACUGACUUGGCCAGGUCAGGGUGUAUAUUAUGAUUUUCCUAGAGGUGUUGAGAAAAAUAAGCCAGUAUUCUACCCAAAACCUCCUAAAACCUUCGCUCCUAACACUUCUUUAAAUUCAUGGGACCCUAUUUGCUCUGCCAAAGAAGCCAACAUACAAAGAAAUCUUGAGAGGUCCCACUGGCUCACUUCAUACACUCAUGAUUUUACAGGUCUGGGGCCCAUGGACCCCCUUGAACUGGAUGAUUACCAUGAAAAGGUGGUAGCAGAGUUAACAGGACAGAUAGGAUUUGACCCAGAGCCUCAAGAAAAAUUCCAUCCUGUCUUCAAACCUCCCAGACCAUUGGAAGGACGAAUUGCCCGAUUAAUUCAGAACCGGCGUUCUCUGGAGGCUAUAGUCCAGCAAAGACCACGUUCCUGUCCAGACUGUACUCCUAGAGUUUUGUGUAAUUUUCAUACCUUUGUACCCAGUUCUAAAGAAAUGAUGGCACUUAGUGAUAACACACCAGCAGGUGUGACCCAUAAAAACCAGGAUAUUGAAGAGAAGAUUAUAGAAGAACAGAGCUUGCUGUCUACCUAUGAACUCCCAUCUUGUUACCCAACAAAAGAUCUGACUAGCAUUUAUGACAUAAAGCCAUUUCCAAAAAUCACAGAUACUAAAAAGACAGAAGAUUUAUACUGGAGACAGCAGUCACUGAAAACCCAACCCACACCUUACUGUAAACCAAACCACUGGAUUCACUACGAAAAUCUUAAAUCUCCCCUGCGUGAUCAGUAUAAUAUGUGUCCAAACCCUGUUAGCCUUAGUAAACCUAGUGUUUUACAAAAUAAACAAGACAUGGAAGCUUUCACUUUAGAACAUUUUUUAAGUAAGCCAGAAGAAGAGUUGGUCUUGAACAUGGAAAACAAUGAAGAAACAAGACCUAUUCUUGGUUGGAUUCCUAGAGCUGGAGUGACCAAGCCUCAGACCAACCUGCUGGAGCUUAAGAACUCUUUUUCAAAAACUGGUGCACAAAAGCGUUUCCAUAAAUCAAUUCUAGAAGACCAUAAAGACCUCAGAGAUAAUGAGCAUUCAGGGAUGAAGCACCAAUUCUAUGGCCAUAAUUCCUAUUAUUUCUAUAAUUGAGAUACUCAUUCUUCCCUUCAAAACCCGGCCUCUUGCAAGAAGCUAAAAAAUAUAACAGAGUUUCCUUCAUAUUGCUGGAUUUUGUUUUCUAGAUUAAGCCACAAGGACCUUGUUAAUGAGGUUUAUGCUUUCAGGAAUUUGUUAGUAUCUGGUUGGAGGAACCCAGAAAAGGUGAUGUUCUGACUUCUUGAAAAGUUUAACAAUUUGGCAAUAAAAUAUUAGAACUAGAAAAA
Molecule: messenger RNA, 2173 nt
Organism: Rhinopithecus roxellana (golden snub-nosed monkey)
Lineage: Eukaryota; Metazoa; Chordata; Mammalia; Primates; Cercopithecidae
Gene: SPMIP4
Product: chromosome 6 C7orf31 homolog
Exons: 10
Coding region: 168-1940 (590 amino acids)
Cellular component (GO): centrosome
Source: RefSeq, a predicted model, not a curated record